Molecule: messenger RNA, 1416 nt
Organism: Miscanthus lutarioriparius
Lineage: Eukaryota; Viridiplantae; Streptophyta; Magnoliopsida; Poales; Poaceae
Source: the annotation of a GenBank genome assembly
AUGGGGAACAUGGUUGAGCACCAUGACAAUGUUUCAGGUUAUUACCGUGAAUUCCUGGCUCCUACAGAUGCUGAAGCGGUAAUGGAGGAAGAAGAGGAACCACAUCUUCCACUAGACAUCAUCUACAAGAUCCCAGAAUACAUAUCCGAUCCAGUCCCACUAGCGCGUGUUGCUUCAUCCUCCAAGUUAUGGCGCUCAAUCAUAAAAGAGACUGCCUUUCUUGAUGGCCUCAUGACACGGCACCUCGACCAUGGUUUCACCUCGUCCCUCCUCCUUGGCUUCUUCUACCAGGACAGCGCCGAGGCUCCCGACCACUUGUGGCAGCAUCACAGGGACAAAAAUCGCUGUUUGGCACCGAGCUUCAUGCCCACAUCUGAAUUGUUACCAUUUGCUGGCUGCAAAGAGGGUUACAAUCCAACCAGUCCACUGUCCCUUGGCAACUUCAUUCAGGGUAUUAAUUCAAGCCUCAAUUUUUAUGAGCCUGUUGCAUCCCAAGACAGCUUCCUGGUCCUCUGCCAUCACUCGAAAGACGCCGAAGGUGAUCCCAAGCCAGAUGUGGUAUGCGUAUGCAAUCCUCUCACCGGUAAAGUGUUUCAUCUUCCUGGCCUUCCAUACAAGCCACCACACCACUAUGCUUUGCUUGUCACUGAUGAUAUCAACCUCGAUGGCCGGAUGGCCCAAUCCUUCCGACUGGUCGCCAUUUGGAACAUAGGAAAGAAGUUUAUCUAUGUGUACUACUGUUCAAAGAGUAGAGCAUGGUGGAGGCCUGCAGGCUUCCCUGAUCUAAUGGCUGGCCUGUUCCUAGUGUCAUCAUCCCCAGCUGCUGCUUCCCAUGGUGCCAUCCAUUGGAUCUGCGGGUGCUGGAAAAGCUUGGCGCCCAGUCAUGUUGUGACGCUACAUGUCGACGGGGAAGAGCUGUUAUACCUGGAGCUCCCAUCUGAAGCAAAGCGCAACAAGACACCGUUGCUGGCAAAUUCUGUGGAUGGGGGGCUUCUGUUGCUGCUCAUGAAAGGUCUUCACAUGUCGGUGUGGAAGCAUAAAGGUACUGGUACUGGCAAUUGGGUUCGUUCUGAGACGAUCAAUAUGACAAGUUCCUUGCCGAUGCGGGUGCUUAAGAUGCAUGCCAGCGCAAAGAUCAGAUUAGAGAUUUUCCGAGGGAAGAGUGGUGUGGUGGUGCUAUGGAUCGAGGGGGAAGGUCUCUUCACGUUCAGCCUUGGCGAUCGGUCAAUGAGGAAGAUUGACAACGAGCAUGUCACAAAGAAGUACCGGUUCUGCCCAUAUGAGAUUGAUUGGCUAUCCUGUCUUGCAGUCACAAACCUCGUCAGCGAUGGCUCGCUGUCGCUUGACACAGAAAGGGAAAAAGCUCAAUGCAGAUGGAGGUCUUUGUUGGCAAACAAUAUUCCGAAAAGCAGAUGA